AUUCUAGCCUGGAUUAAUCACGACAAAAACAAACGAAAACAUCAUUUUCCCGAGUUAUUUCGUUACGUUCGACUGGUUUACAUAUCGCGUGACUUUCUAUUCAGUGAUGUCGUGACAAAUUAUUUGGUAAGAGACAAUGAAGACUGUAUCGAGCUCGUGGAAAAGGCUGUCGAGUUAAUUGACUAUAAAGGUUUCGAUACUCUUCGUCACAAGCCCAGAAAGUCUCUUGAGACCCCUGUUUUGGUCACCUACUCUAGGAAUGGAGAUUAUUUCACGAUUGUCGGUUAUUUUCCUCGUGAGGAUCGGUGGUACAAGUUUGAUGAAAUUCCAGUAUACUUAAUCAACUGGAAACGUGUUUUCUUCCUUCGUGAUAACUUGUAUAUUAAAAAAAGAGUCGAGCUAGUCCCGUAUCAUCAUGAAUCCUGGAGACUUGAUGUCACAUGGUAUAAUCUACACUCAAAGGCUUGGAACUCGAUGCCUUCUUUGGAAAACAGAGAUUUACUUGAACUUUUUGUUUAUGAGGACGAAAUGUACGCUUUGUUCUCAAAAGGGAGGGUAAUAGAUUCCUUCGUUUUUAGCUUGUACAGACCGUUCCAUUACAAAAAAGACCGCAUCGUUCUUGCGAAAUAUAAACCAGAUUCCGACUCAUGGGAAGACAUAUUAUCGACUGAUUAUUUGGAUUGGAGAAGCCGUUUUAGUAUUGUGGUCCACGAUAGUUUUAUCUAUUUCGUUAGUGGUAAGGUGUGGUCUGGAAUGUAUCAAAGCAAGCUCGUGAAUGAUGUUGAUAGGUAUGAUCUUCGCAGAAAACAGUGGAACAAACUGGCGGACAUCCAAGUAGCGAGAGAGAGGGCUCGUGGUGCAGCGGUAAACAGAAAAAUAUUCAUUGCCGGAACCCAGAGUGAUAUGCCUAGGGCAAUUCAACUCACGUGUGAAAUGUACAGUGAAGAAACCAACGAAUGGCAGCUGAUUAAAAGCUUCAACAGAUGGACCUCAUUUCGAGGCCUGUUGGCCACCGAUGAUGAGUUGUAUGUUCUGGAAGAAGACGUUGUGAGCCGGAAUACAAACACUUUUACAAAAAUUUUAAUUGCAUGUUACAACGCUGAAAGCAAUGUAUGGCAACUGAAAACGGAGCUGAAAGUUACCGGAGAGAUGGCCGCUCACUUGGGUGGCUCAAUGACAGUAUUCCAAGGUUUUCUUAGUCCA
This is a messenger RNA of Pocillopora meandrina, 1203 nucleotides long. NCBI's taxonomy places the organism in Eukaryota, Metazoa, Cnidaria, Anthozoa, Scleractinia, Pocilloporidae. The record is from the annotation of a GenBank genome assembly.